UUGUUACAGGAUACAAUCAUUGAGCUUUUCAAUAUAUUGAAUAAAAUUGUAAUGGAAAUUUACUAAAGAAUGGGAUUGGCUGGUGAGGUAAGCACAUAUACAUAAGAAUGUCAGAGUCUGAAACAGAACCUUAUGAUCACGUUUAAGAGUUUUGCACGUACUCUGUUUUCUUAAAUGACGGCCUUUUAUUCUCUAUUUUUUUCCUCGCAUGCUAAGGAAAUGUUUUUCUCAUUUAAAUAUCCCUUUUGUAUAUGUGGCUUUCGCAUGUUGUAUUAAUGUCCUAAUGGGAAAUAAACAAGUGCGUAAGUACUUUUGGAUUUAUUACAAUCAAGAGACGGAUCAAAAGACAUCAUUGUUUGCAAAACGGUAAUGUUCCCUUGGUCUAAUAUUACUUACCCACGAUAAUAUAUAUAACAUUCGGUGUGUAUGUACAUUAACAGACUUAUUGAUAAUAUCAUCCAGAAGGAAGUAUUAGAAAGCGAGAGAGUAACCUCUAUAUUUUACUCUACGCCUCCUCAAUUUUGUCUACAUAAUAUCAUGAUUUUUCCGGACAGAAAAUUACGCCUCGGGGAUGCUCAAUAAAAUUCACUCUUGCAUUCGCGGUACACUCCGUAAAAACUAAUCAUUUGCUAUCGAAUGGUGUACUGAGAUGCACUAGCAUUAGGCUUCACUGUUAAGCAAUUAAGUUCAGUUUAUUUGUUUACGGGGAACCCACGCUAAAGAGGUACAUUUGUCCGAUUUCACACGUUAAGACUAUUCAAUUUCCCAGGUUUGUGGAAACCAGGAGGUUGAAAGGAUGGUGCAAUUGCUGUUGGAAAGAAUGGUGCAUAUUAGCUGUAAGCACGAAAUCAGCUUAUGCAUAUCAAGUUUAUGAAUGAUUGCGGUGAGAAAUACAUACACGCAUCAACAACAAUGAUUAAAGAUCUGCGUAAAAACAAGUUGCGUGCAUUCUAAAACCACGGCAUUUCACAGAUAUACCUUUGGGCAUUUGAGAAACAUGUGCGAUUACGAAUUCAUUGAAGAGAGGUCACAAGAAGACAUCCUCAACUUGACACAGCUGAACUGCACAAAUAUCGAAACAUUUGAGUCGUUUGAAACGCGAUGGAUCGAUUAUGUCAUUGUUUUCUUAUCCGCCCUCGUCGUGGUUGUUGGCGUUCCUGGUAACGUGCUUGUCAUUACAGUGGUUCGCACCAAUCGUGUCAUGCGCACAACCACCAACUACCUCCUUGUCAAUCUCGCGUGUUCUGAUUUGCUGAGUCUUGCGUUCGGGCCAUGCUUCUUUAACCUGCACAUUGUUCACCCGAAGACAAAACUCACGGCGGACUACCUGUGUAAGUUCAUCACAGGAAGUGCUACCACCGUUGUUGCAAUGACAGUGUCUGCCAUUACGCUGACGGUAAUCGCGGUCGAGAGAUUCAAGGCUUUGGUUUUACCGUUCCAAGAAAAGCUCAAGCUGACAGAGGCCAGAAUCCCCUAUGUGGUAAUUUUUGUGUGGAUUUUCGGCCUAGGAUUUUCUCUGUCUUCCUACAUCAAUAUAGAGUUUGACAGCAAGCGAGAACUUUGUUUUGACUUUUCAGGCAAGUUUCACAUUAUACGAACCGUCAUGGUAUCUAUACUCCCUGCCGUUAUUAUUGCCUUUUGCUAUUUGGGUAUCGUGCGUGGUUUGUACUGGACUAGAACCAUCUACACCGAACGCCAGGGGAUUCAGUCUGAUAUCAUAAGCAAAAGGAAGCUUUGCAAGUUACUAGUUACCGUAACUGUUGUCUUCUUCCUUUGUCAUUUGCCACGCGCGCUCUUCGAAAUAUAUCUGUCUGUGAUAACUGGGUACACGGAUGCGCAGAAAAAACGACUCGACAUUGCCGUAGAGAUCGGGGACUUUCUGCUGUUCACGAAUGCGGCCCUUAACCCUCUUAUUUAUGCAUUCAACAGCUCGAAUUAUAGACGAAGUUUUAGUAGAUUGUGCCGCUGUGGACGCAACAGAAUUACAAUAGAGCCAAGGCGUGUCAAUAUUGAGCAGGGCGUUUCGGAACGAAAUGUAGUGAGAUCCUUUGAAUCGUAGCAAAGGCAGACCAGGAGUGUUAAAUCUAGUAUAACAGUAUAGAUAAACUCUUACUCUCCCUCCUUUGAGGUGCAACGAUCACUCCAAUUCUUAAAUCUAUUCCCCAAGAUCCCUCACAAGAAAAUAAAAUAAUACAGUAGAACCCUGCGGAGAAUUCGGGUAGUUAGCAGGGUUCUACUGUAACGCCUUUAAAAGAUGCAACUGAUUUCGAAUGCUUACUUUUUUGUACCGCACUUGUACUCAGAACAAGGUACGAGAACGAGGCCGUCCCCUUCUGUUUCGCCCCCUACCUCUCGGCGUUGUUCUGCCUUGUUUUUGCGCUUCGUUACACUGAAUUCGACGCCCUAGGUUCCCGAGGAUGACUUUUCUCUUUCUUCCCUUCUUUUCCGCUUUUCCCCCCAGUAAUGUCAUAUAACCCAAAUCUAUUGCCUCGUUCCCAGCUUCCCAGGCGUCUCUAUGCUACACGGCCAGCCUCUGUGUCACAGAAGCAUGAGUAUAAUUAGUCUAUUAAUUAUGGACGCGAAGCAAAGACAGAUCGCAAUGUUCCAGAUGUUUUGAACCUGUUUUAUUCAUGCAAAAUGUUGUGACUCAUUUACAAAUUCCAAAAAGGUCUAGGCAUUUUCUGCAUCUUUUUCUGGGGGCCUGUUGGCGGCCUUUUUAGUCGCUUGAUAAGCAUGCUUUGGAUAAAAAAAAGUCUAUCUCAAUCCUGAAUUCUGAUUGGCUGAUCUACUAAUGGUCUAUUAGUGAUAGACGGUAAUUAGCGAAAUGCUUGAGAAAAUCGCGGCUGAAACAGGUUUGCCAAAGUUAGCGACGACUUUUCAAUGAUAACUCUAUCCCAGAAAAAGCAAAGAAGGCAUCCAAAUAUGGAAUAAGGACGGUAAGGAAAAGGUCAUUCUUUAUCGGCGGCGGGGUGACCCUCCCCAAAAAAGACAACCAAAAAUUUAGGCCCUCCCAAGAGAAAAAAAGCUAAAAAAGUGUAUUGGUUAGUUUAUUGAAAUUUUACUCUAGUUGUUAGAUGCUUUACAUAUGGCGGGUUCUUCCAUAUAACCAUAUGAGUGCAGAGCCCACAAAUAAAAUAAAGACCCACAAUUGUAAUAAGAAGUUAGUUUCCCAAAAAUGAAGUAAACCAACAAUUAUAAUAACGAGUAACCUGUGCAGUACAAACAAAGAAAGGUGAAUUGGGCACUUUGCCAA
Nematostella vectensis (starlet sea anemone) is the source of this 3253-nucleotide messenger RNA. RefSeq names its product QRFP-like peptide receptor. Gene Ontology annotation, cellular component: membrane. The record is from RefSeq and is a predicted model, not a curated record. Gene Ontology annotation, biological process: G protein-coupled receptor signaling pathway. Bases 998 to 2059 code for a protein of 353 amino acids. Gene Ontology annotation, molecular function: neuropeptide Y receptor activity. The transcript has 2 exons. NCBI's taxonomy places the organism in Eukaryota, Metazoa, Cnidaria, Anthozoa, Actiniaria, Edwardsiidae.